AAGCCUGUACUCCUCCUCUGGGACUACUUCUCUGGACACUGGUUCAAGGAAGUCAUCCAGUGCGCAAAGGAGCUGAAGGUGGAGUUGCUCAAGGUUCCACCGGGGGCGACGUCUGUCUGCCAGCCCGCGGAUGCUACGUGGAACGGGCCUCUCAAAGCCCGUCUACGACUGCUCUGGAUCGAGCAUUUGAAGGCCCAGCUUCUCGACCGAGACCCGGCCAUUGCGUUCAAGCUGAAGCCCCCCACCAGAGCCGAGAUAUGCAACUGGGUGAGCUCGGCCUGGAAGGGCAUGCCUGCUUCCAUCAUUUCCGGGGGAUAUCGUAAGUGCCAUCUG
Phytophthora sojae is the source of this 333-nucleotide messenger RNA. RefSeq lists its product as hypothetical. The transcript has a single exon. Gene Ontology annotation, molecular function: nucleic acid binding. The annotation marks the transcript as partial. Lineage: Eukaryota; Oomycota; Peronosporomycetes; Peronosporales; Peronosporaceae. The record is from RefSeq and is a predicted model, not a curated record.